AUGACUGUCUGCCUAACAAUUUUUUUUUGUGCUCCACUUUUAAUUGUUGCACGUGUUUCCGUUGUCGUCGGUGGUGGUGGUGGUGGUGGUGGUGGUGGUGGUGGUGGUGGUGGUGGUGGUGGUGGUGGUGGUGGUGCUGCUGUUUGUGGUGGUAUUGGUGGUGUUGGUGCUGCUGUUUGUGGUGGUAUUGGUGGUGUUGGUGCUGCUGUUUGUGGUGGUAUUGGUGGUGUUGGUGCUGCUGUUUGUGGUGGUAUUGGUGGUGUUGGUGCUGCUGUUUGUGGUGGUAUUGGUGGUGUUGGUGCUGCUGUUUGUGGUGGUAUUGGUGGUGUUGGUGCUGCUGUUUGUGGUGGUAUUGGUGGUGUUGGUGCUGCUGUUUGUGGUGGUAUUGGUGGUGUUGGUGCUGCUGUUUGUGGUGGUAUUGGUGGUGUUGGUGCUGCUGUUUGUGGUGGUAUUGGUGGUGUUGGUGCUGCUGUUUGUGGUGGUAUUGGUGGUGUUGGUGCUGCUGUUUGUGGUGGUAUUGGUGGUGUUGGUGCUGCUGUUUGUGGUGGUAUUGGUGGUGUUGGUGCUGCUGUUUGUGGUGGUAUUGGUGGUGUUGGUGCUGCUGUUUGUGGUGGUAUUGGUGGUGUUGGUGCUGCUGUUUGUGGUGGUAUUGGUGGUGUUGGUGCUGCUGUUUGUGGUGGUAUUGGUGGUGUUGGUGCUGCUGUUUGUGGUGGUAUUGGUGGUGUUGGUGCUGCUGUUUGUGGUGGUAUUGGUGGUGUUGGUGCUGCUGUUUGUGGUGGUAUUGGUGGUGUUGGUGCUGCUGUUUGUGGUGGUAUUGGUGGUGUUGGUGCUGCUGUUUGUGGUGGUAUUGGUGGUGUUGGUGCUGCUGUUUGUGGUGGUAUUGGUGGUGUUGGUGCUGCUGUUUGUGGUGGUAUUGGUGGUGUUGGUGCUGCUGGUGUUGGAGCUAACAGUCACGACGAUAGAAAUCACCGGAAAAGAAGACAACUUCGUGGCACGAGAAGACAACAGGUAGCUGCUAAAUUGGUUGAUAGCAGGAUGCCUGCAGCUCUUUGGCGAAAUUAUGAAGCGAAAAAUAUGUCUUUCAGAGACAUGAUUCCUCCAAAUUUACCAAACGCUGAUGUCUUGAGAAAGGCUAAAGGAGAGGAAAGGGACAAACGAUUUGGUAUAACAACUAGUAAGCCUGUGAAAACCUGA
Molecule: messenger RNA, 1194 nt
Organism: Schistocerca cancellata (South American locust)
Lineage: Eukaryota; Metazoa; Arthropoda; Insecta; Orthoptera; Acrididae
Exons: 3
Coding region: 1-1194 (397 amino acids)
Source: RefSeq, a predicted model, not a curated record